AUGGAACUAACCACAUUCAUUAACGAGAGCAUUGAACAAAAGCAGAAUCGUUGGAGUAGUGUUAGUGAUUACACUAGUAAUGCAAUAUUCGAUGAGCAUAUGCGAUCAAUUGUACCACCGGCUUUUCGUAAUAGUAAAGCGAAAGUUGUCUGGCAAGAGCCAAAAUCAUUAGAAGCAAACAUCAAUGAAGCAUUGGGCAUCUGGCAAGCAACGCUUAUCAACCAGUUUUCCUUAGAACAGGAACCAUUAAGUGAAUGA
Molecule: messenger RNA, 258 nt
Organism: Brugia pahangi
Lineage: Eukaryota; Metazoa; Nematoda; Chromadorea; Rhabditida; Onchocercidae
Source: the annotation of a GenBank genome assembly